Messenger RNA from Acaromyces ingoldii, 1047 nucleotides. RefSeq lists its product as hypothetical. The coding region runs from base 364 to 1047 and encodes 227 amino acids. The record is from RefSeq and is a predicted model, not a curated record. The transcript has 4 exons. Lineage: Eukaryota; Fungi; Basidiomycota; Exobasidiomycetes; Exobasidiales; Cryptobasidiaceae.
CGUUUCUUCAACCUACUCGCCGGGAUCAUUUCCAAGCUGCCUUUCUCGUUCAGCUCAUUAAUGGAUUGGACACUGCACUCUGGAGCUCGACUUUGAUCGAUGUCUCAACAUUCGGACGUAGACGUAAUCGCACUGCUGGACCACCUCGGCGUGCGCAAGGCAUGUAGAGAGGUGCUGCCCUCUUGGAGGACGACGAAUUCGGUGGAGGCGCGCUACGAGGCUUUGACGUCGCAUCAGCGCCGUUUCCUCGCCGCCGUGCCCUUCGAUGACUUGGACUUGCACAACAGCACUGAGCGCGUCGCCUCGCUCGUUCUGCUGCACGCGUAGCGCAAGCGUCUCGAAAAGCGUGUGGGAGGCUAUUGCAUGCAGAACAAUGCGCUGCUCAGGGCGCUGCUCAGGGCGCUGCUCAGGGCGCUGCUGCAACUCGGCAUUGCAGUCUACUCGACGGGCGCCAGAGUCGACGCGGCCUUUGAGCCAGGCAUUGAGAAGCUACCCGAGGAUCAAUGGCUCCAUCACGGACUAGACCACCUGGUCAACCUCGUGCGUAUCGGCGAUGGCAAGAUACACCUCAUCAAUGCCGGCAUUCGCAACUCGUCGAUCAUAUCGCCCUUGCUGCUGGCUGCAGAUCCGUCAAGGCCCUCAGUGAUGCUCAAUAUCGAACUCUCGGCCCAUCUUCGUCUGCGUCUAGAAAAUCGCAGCAUGUCGGCCCUGACCCGAAGCCCGUUCAACUUCUCGAGUGUUCAUAUCACGUCGCCGGUGAGGCUGGUGGACUUCGAGGUCAUGAGUUCCUUUACUUCGACCUGUCCGAUGCCCCGGUACACAAGGGACCCCGUCUGCUCAAGGUUUAUCCUCCACGAUGACGAGAAACCACUAGGUCAUGCCAGUCUGUUCAAGGAUCUCUGGAGCGUGCGUCGCCGCGGAUUCAUCGAGGCGCAAGGCCAGGCUCACACAGAGGAGGAGCGGUCCCGCGUGCUCGAGGAAAAGGGAGAUGGCUCGAGGUCACAACAAUGGACCAUAUACUUGCCAAUCAAGGUCAACUGUGCCUGA